Messenger RNA from Sorghum bicolor (sorghum), 1747 nucleotides. RefSeq names its product protein SHI RELATED SEQUENCE 1. Bases 388 to 1314 code for a protein of 308 amino acids. Gene Ontology annotation, cellular component: nucleus. Lineage: Eukaryota; Viridiplantae; Streptophyta; Magnoliopsida; Poales; Poaceae. Gene Ontology annotation, molecular function: DNA-binding transcription factor activity; DNA binding. The transcript has 3 exons. The record is from RefSeq and is a predicted model, not a curated record. Gene Ontology annotation, biological process: positive regulation of DNA-templated transcription.
CCUCCUACCUUCCUCUCCCCACCUCCCCUCUCUCCCUCAUCUCCUCCUCACAGCGCAGACACGCCAAAAUCCUAGGGAACCCCCACUACGCCUGCACGCGCACACUAGCAUAGCAAGCCACCACCUUAGAUCGGUCGACACAGCUAGGCUGCUAGCUACCCGCUAGCUGCACCACCUCUCGCUCGCUGCUAGCUAGCUAGCUAGGCUGCCGCCCGGCCGGGCCGCGCGCGUGGAGAGCGCUCAAAAUUCGCGCGCACCCGCCACGCGGCGCGGCCAUGCUGCGGGCGCCGGCUCGGCGGCGGGGAGGAGAAGCGCAGUAGUAGAGAGAGCCGCCGGGACACGGGCGAUCCGCCGCUGCCCGCGCGGGCAGGCUAUGGAUCUGGCCGCAUGGCGGGCUUCCCUCUAGGCGGAGGCGGAGGCCACGGCCGCGGCGACCACCCACACGUGAACCCUUCCUCCUCCGGCUCCGAGUCCGCCGCCGCGGCCGCCGCCUACCUCUACACGGCCGCCACCGCCUCCGCGGCGCCGCGCGGCGGGUUCCAGCUAUGGCCGCACCACCCGGCGCAGGAGCACCACCACCACUUCUACGCGCCCAACAUCAUCCGCUUCGCCGAUGACCCCGCGGCGGGAUCCUCGCGCGGCGGCAGGGGCUCCGCCUCCGGCGCCGGCGCCGGCACCAUCAGCUGCCAGGACUGCGGCAACCAGGCCAAGAAAGACUGCGUCCACAUGCGCUGCCGCACCUGCUGCAAGAGCCGGGGCUUCGACUGCCCCACCCAUGUCAAAAAACCCUGGUCCACCUGGGUGCCCGCCGCCAAGCGCCGAGAGCGACAGCAGCAGCAGGCCACCGGCGCCGCCGAGCCCUCCAAGCGCCACCGUGACGCCGGUGCCCAGCCCUCCUCUACCACCGCCACUACCACUUCCUCGGGGGAGCAGCAGCAGCAGCAGCAGCAGAUGGCGGUGGUGGCGGAGCGGUUCCCGCGGGAGGUGAGCUCGGAGGCGCUGUUCCGCUGCGUCCGCCUGGGCCCGGUCGACGAGCCCGACGCCGAGGUGGCGUACCAGACCAGCGUCAGCAUCGCCGGCCACGUCUUCAAGGGCAUCCUGCACGACGUCGGCCCGGACCCGUCGGUCGCUGCGGGCGGCGGCGGCGGCGGCGGCUUCCGCCACGCCACCGACGGGUCCUCCCCGAGCACGGCAGCGGCGGGCGAAGGCAGCGUCGCGGGGCCCGUAUCGUCAUCGGCUGUGGUCAUGGACCCGUACCCGACGCCCGGCCCGUACGGCGGCGCCGCCCAUUUCUUCCACGGCCAUCCGAGGUGAUCAAAACGUACGGCCACCACGAUUGACACGGCUAGCCUAUAUAUCUGGUUUCGUUCCCUUCUGGAUGUGACAUGCCAUGCAUCUCUAGCUCUUCAUCGAUCCACUGCUUCAAUAUUUGCUUUACUAGAAGGAUUGUCGAUCAUCACCAAAUUGUUACUAGCCAGUAGCUUUUAUUUGUUUCCUUCUUCCUCCAUCCCUCUUGCUUAUCUCUUUCAUUCUCAAUGAUCGAUGCAUAAACUGAUGAGUACCGUUCAUCACUGUUUCUUUAGGAUCAUACUGUUACUACUGUAGUAGUACUAGUAGCUAGCCCAUCAGGUUACUAGAAGUAUAUAUAUAUAUAAAGAGCUUGGACUAGCUAGCUAGCUAGGGAGCAGUGUUCAUCAUGAUUCAAAGUUUAAAACCUGACAGUUAGGUAACCUGAUGCUGGUGCCUG